Ciona intestinalis (vase tunicate) is the source of this 2303-nucleotide messenger RNA. Lineage: Eukaryota; Metazoa; Chordata; Ascidiacea; Phlebobranchia; Cionidae. The record is from RefSeq and is a predicted model, not a curated record.
GCUAUUGUGUGCGACGACCGUAAUCGCCACUUGAAAAAAAAUGCGACUCGUAUAUUUAUCCAUUUCCAGUCAUACGCGGCCGAUUUCUGGUGACGGUUCAUUUCUCAUCCACACACGUCAUAGAAGGCACAAUGACGUACGGUUGGACGACGACCAGGCGAUGGCGCUAGUGAUUCGUGGACGGGACGAGGAAAACACACAACGUACACUAGCGGCGUUAGAGCGCACACGGAUAAAAUAUCCUGGAAAAAACGACGACGAGGCACAAGAUGUAUUAGACCACAUAAUAAAGAAUUGGAAAACCCACAAACCGAAGAUCGCAUCUUAUUGGUUGGUGAAACUGGACUCAGUGAAGCGGAAAAAGGUGAUUGACAUCGUCCGUGGGAACGUAGAAGCUAUAGUAGCCCGCGUAUGGAGGUGUAGAAACGUCGAACAUCUAAGAUUAACCAGGUUAUUCAACCGUGUGUUCAACCGAAUGCACAACGGUAGGGGACAAGGAUUGUGGAACUGUUUCACCACUUCUACCGAUUCUUGGGAAACGAAUUUCAGUAAAAGUACCGACGCAGUGAGCGAUGCAGAACUACAAUGCUGUCGUCGCAUCGUCAGGUUAAGCAAAGAUUGUCUUCUUAUAGUUUUCCACUUCGCAAAUGAAGCGAAAAGCUUUGCGGAAGAUCGGGAAAGAUCGGAAAACAUCGCGACUUUUCGGGCUAGUGUCGGAUCUCGAGGUUAUUCAAUGACGUCACAACAUGAAUUGCCCAAACGUUUUACUCGACCGCGAAGUGCUGCUUCCAUUCCCCGGCCAACUUGGGACCAAAGAUGGCGGACCGAAGCAUUAACAAGCCAACAGUAAAUUCAAGUUUUCUGUUUUUUGAAUUUUCCCAUCGCGGUAACCCGUUUUUGAUUUUUGCAUUCUAAAUCAUGAAAUAAUGGCUACUGUGACGUCAUAACACAGAACAAUGGUUUGCCUGCGUCAUCGUGACAAAUCACUCACGUGACACAAAUAUCAACUUCUUGUUAUGACGUCACAACCACAAGAUUAAUUGUUAUUGUAGUUAAUUGUGACGUCACAUUGAAUCGCGGUCAACGCGGUGCAAACGAUUUUAUAUCACGGGAAAUUCGGAAAUUUAAGGUUUCUGACGUCACAAACCUUUGUUUACCGAGCAACUUCUAUUUGUUUAAAAUAAAGCUUUUAGUUUUCAAGUUAAAAUCGAGAAAAACACAAAACAAGCCGAGUUUUAAAUCCUUUCUUCGGGUUGUUCUCCCGAGUUGACGCAGGUUGGAAUUUACUGUUAAAUUUUAAUCUUAAAUCUUUUUUGACCAACUUUUGUUAUUUUCCGAUAAUUUUAAAUCUAUUUAUUUUGUUGGUCUGGUAAAAGUAAAAAGAGCGUCACUUCCUGUUGUUAUUUACGUCAUAAUUACUUAUCGUCCGAUUACGUUUUGACUGUAUCUCUAUGACGUCAUAACGUAACAAAAUUAACGUUGCGUUACAAUCACGUAUGACGUCACAGAAGCCACGUCGCCUGGAGAUUUCUCCGUUCUCCGUGACGUCAUAGUAGCAUCAUUAUCUCGUCACAAUAUCGAUUAUUAAUCCAUUAUUUGGUAACAUGAGACGCGGAAAGUUCCAGCGGACACUUAACACACAAAUAAUGUUUCUAUGUUUGCUACCAAUUCAUCCAAAUUAUUUAUAACUUUCAUGACCUGACAAAGUACAUUAUGACGUCACAAUUCUAUAGAAUCGUUUUUUCUAAACUUCCGUACCAGUUUCCGCGACGGACGCGAAAGUCUUUGGUGUUUCAUUGUUACGUCACUUAGUUCAUUGUGCCGUAACAACCCAUGCAUUCCGAUGUUUACGCGGAAUCGUUCGGUCGUAAAAUUCUACGUCACGCUUUAUUGCUGCCCGUUACGUUACAAUACUUUAUUCUUAAUUUUUAUUGCUAAUUAUGACGUCACAGUGCAUGGCCGCGAAACGCGCGCUGGUAAUCCCCACAAUUAAACUAAUUAACCUCCUAAACUUUUAAUUAAAUAAUACUUUGACAAUUAUUUUUCUUUUGUAGCAAUCGGUCUAUUAUUUUUUGUUGUUUUAAUUUGUGUUUCUGUUUUUAAACAAACGAACCGUUUACUUUGUUUUUUUUUGUUUUCGUUCUUUAUUUUUAUGUUAUUUUUGUAUUCUUGUUUUAUUGUUGAAAAGUUUAUUUUUGUUGUUUUUAGUUUAAAAAUCUAAACGUUAAAACAUAAAACGUUUUUAUCAAAAAGUAAGUGUUUUGAAUCUGUAUUAGACAAUAAAUUUUAUAUUUAAUAUCAAA